AUGCCAAGCGCUACCCUCACAGUCCCGGGACUCAGUGGAAACCCUCUCCUGCACUCGAAUGGCGUUCAGGUCGAUCCCCGGGAUCGGCUCUUCAUCGUGAUUGACGCCGGCUCAUCCUUCGAAACUGGAGGCCAAAACAUUUCGGGCGACAACUUUCUCGUCAAAUACGUCACAUAUGGUGUCUACAGUGGGUACCCGGACGUUGAGCACGAUGAGCUGGGCAAUGCCUUUGUGCUCGGCACUUGCUCAAACAGCAUCAUCCGCGUCAACGCCGAUGGAAAGCAGGCCACGCCUUGGUACCUUGCAACCCUGCCCGAUCACACAGUCCACGGCUACAGUGGCAUCGUCAACAUUGGCAAGAAUCUGAUAGUCAGCGACAAUAUGGAUGGACAGCUCUACAAGUUUAACAUUCGCGCUCAGAAGGGCACUCCCGUCAGAAUCCCACUGUCGUCUGGGAACGGUCCGAUCGGUAUCAACCUGGACGGCGCCUACCUGCCUCAUCGUUACUCGGACAGGGCUCUUCUCAUCUCCGACAACGUCAACGGAACCUAUGUUCUCCGCUCAUCGGAUGGCAAGUGAAACACUGCCGAGAACCUUGGAGUGAUUCCCAACAGUUUUCUCUCCGAGGGGGUACUACGGUGGCCUUUCUUCAGAUUGGCGAGUCGAUCUAUGCCGUCACCGAGUUCUUCGGUGAUGCGCGGGUGCCAGGCACUCUUGCUGGAAACAGGAUGAGCUUUCCCCUGAUUGACAUUACGCCUCAGGUAGAGAAUUUGCUCAGGUAGAUCCAUCAUCUGCGAAAAGUUCAAUCUGCCCGCUCUAGGAGACACAAUGGGCAGGUUUGCGUUUACUCUGCCUACGGUACUCUUACGGCCAUGUACAUAAACUGUCGCCUGGAACAUUUUUGGUCACAUCUUGCCACGCCAGUAGGCCUGUACAUCUUGGCUCGCAAAUGCAGAUUUGGUAAUCGUUCUUACCUCAACGAAGUAAUAGGUUGAGGUUGGAAAACAAUAGUCACUUCAAAUUUAUCACAGGGUCAUCUU
Molecule: messenger RNA, 1040 nt
Organism: Verticillium dahliae VdLs.17
Lineage: Eukaryota; Fungi; Ascomycota; Sordariomycetes; Glomerellales; Plectosphaerellaceae
Product: TRI14 protein
Exons: 3
Coding region: 1-579 (192 amino acids)
Source: RefSeq, a predicted model, not a curated record